AACGAGGUGGAGGAGGAGAGACGACGGUGGCGGCGAAGGCGAUGGCGACGCGGGGCACAUGAGGCGGCGGCCGGCGGGACGGGCCGAGGCCCGGCGGAGGAGGCGGCUCCGGGGGACCCCGCCGGCCGAGAAAAUCUGGAAAAGUUGUAAACAAAGCAUCAUUUCUCUAAGAAAAUUUUGGAUAGCAGAAAUUCUGGAUAACAGGGCGGACCAGUUUAGUCACCAUGAGUUGGAGCUUCCUCACUCGCCUGCUGGAGGAGAUCCACAACCACUCCACAUUUGUAGGGAAGAUCUGGCUCACGGUAUUGAUCGUCUUCCGGAUCGUUCUUACAGCUGUAGGAGGAGAAUCCAUCUAUUACGACGAGCAAAGCAAAUUUGUGUGCAACACAGAGCAGCCGGGCUGCGAGAACGUCUGCUAUGACGCCUUUGCACCGCUCUCUCACGUGCGCUUCUGGGUGUUCCAGAUCAUCCUGGUGGCCACCCCCUCGGUCAUGUACCUGGGCUAUGCCAUUCAUAAGAUCGCCAAGAUGGAGCACGGCGACGCAGACAAGAAGGCCGCUCGCAGCAAGCCCUAUGCAAUGCGCUGGAAACAGCACCGGGCUCUGGAAGAAACGGAAGAGGACCAUGAAGAGGAUCCCAUGAUGUAUCCAGAAAUGGAAUUAGAAAGUGAGAAAGAAAAUAAAGAUCAGAACCAAUCUAAACCUAAGCAUGAUGGCCGGCGGCGGAUUCGGGAGGAUGGGCUCAUGAAGAUCUAUGUGCUGCAGCUGCUGGCAAGGACCGUGUUCGAGGUGGGUUUCCUGGUUGGGCAGUAUUUCCUGUAUGGCUUCCAAGUCCACCCAUUUUAUGUGUGCAGCAGACUCCCUUGCCCUCAUAAGAUAGACUGCUUUAUUUCUAGACCCACUGAAAAGACCAUCUUUCUUCUGAUAAUGUAUGGUGUUACAGGCCUUUGCCUAUUGCUUAACAUUUGGGAGAUGCUUCAUUUAGGAUUUGGGACAAUUCGAGACUCACUAAACAGUAAAAGGAGGGAACUGGAAGAUCCGGGUGCUUAUAAUUAUCCUUUCACUUGGAAUACGCCAUCUGCUCCCCCUGGCUAUAACAUUGCCGUCAAACCAGAUCAAAUCCAGUACACCGAACUGUCCAACGCUAAGAUUGCCUACAAGCAAAACAAGGCCAACAUCGCCCAGGAACAGCAGUACGGCAGCCAUGAGGACAGCCUCCCACCCGACCUGGAGACUCUGCAGAGGGAAAUCAGAAUGGCUCAGGAACGCCUGGAUCUGGCCAUCCAGGCCUACAAUCACCAAAAUAACCCCCACGGUUCCCGGGAAAAAAAAGCCAAAGUGGGGUCCAAAGCUGGGUCCAACAAAAGCAGUGCUAGUAGCAAAUCAGGGGAUGGGAAGACCUCCGUCUGGAUUUAAUCUUGGCUGGGCUUAAAGCUUGUACUUUCAUAGUUCAUGGUAAGCAGCGGCUCACUGAAAAACGACUUCCGUUGAGUAAACAUUUGGCUCUGCUUAUCUUCAGGGAUGCUGUUAGCUCAUGAUCCAAGCUCAGGGGACUCUGAAGGUGGGGCUGGGGCAAGGGGGAGAGAACGAGAAACACAGCGUUCCUGGAUACGAGUUCCAGCAAUAAUACAGUUGCAGAACUUUACAUUUGUGUCUUCCAGAUCUGGAAAAGAACAGAUAUAUUUAAAUCAUUCUUGUUGAACAGUUUUUGUAUGUACAGUAUUAUGGUACUUUUUUUUUUUUAAGUAUGAGAACUUUUUUUUGUAUUUGUACAUUGGACCACUGUAGUUAUACUUUUAUAUUAAAGGGGAGAAAAAUCCUUAA
Molecule: messenger RNA, 1823 nt
Organism: Budorcas taxicolor (takin)
Lineage: Eukaryota; Metazoa; Chordata; Mammalia; Artiodactyla; Bovidae
Gene: GJC1
Product: gap junction protein gamma 1
Exons: 3
Coding region: 225-1415 (396 amino acids)
Biological process (GO): cell communication
Cellular component (GO): connexin complex
Source: RefSeq, a predicted model, not a curated record